AUGAAUCAGGCCCAACCAUACAUGGACGUGCAUUCGUCGCACUUUUCCUCGCCGCAGACCUACGGGUCGCAUGGUGCCACUGCAGGAAACCUCGUCCAGUACUCGCAUUACCAGCAGCCACCCCCCGUUUUGCCGCCUGGUACGACCGGAUAUCCUUCGACGCCAAGCACCUAUUCGUACCCGUACUCCAAUGGCAUCGCUCCGACCACCCAGUCGACCUCGAGCUCCAUCAGCAGCCAGGUGCCUACUCAGAUCCUGCCGUUACCAGCUAUGACCACUCACUCGGUAACGCCUCAUGGCUAUCCCGCCGGCUCAAGCGCGUCUUCCCCACAGUCUGCAGUCCAUGAUACCAGCGGCCAAACCUGUCCUCCAGGCGCAAAGCCACGAGUGACGGCAACCUUGUGGGAAGACGAAGGCAGCCUGUGCUAUCAGGUCGAGGCCAAAGGUGUCUGCGUCGCCAGACGAGAGGACAACCACAUGAUUAACGGCACAAAACUACUCAAUGUUGCCGGUAUGACAAGAGGUCGCCGAGAUGGUAUUUUGAAGAGCGAAAAGGUCCGCCACGUUGUGAAGAUUGGUCCUAUGCACUUGAAGGGUGUCUGGAUUCCGUAUGACCGUGCUCUUGAUUUCGCCAACAAGGAGAAAAUCACCGACCUACUGUACCCACUCUUUGUGCACAACAUCGGUGGUCUUCUCUAUCACCCCACGAAUACGCCUCGCACCAACAUGGUGGUCCAUGACUCGCAACAACGCCGGAUGGAAGGUGGCCAGAGUGCGAGGAACUCGCAGGGCCCUCAGGCGCCCCCUCUACACCACCACCACUCCAUGGGCACUCCUGUGCCUUCUCAUCUGUCGCAGCCUCCGCCUCCUUCGGGUCCUCCGCAGUCCAAUGGCCGCUCUGGACUUGAUCGGGCUCAUACAUUUCCCACUCCACCCGCCAGUGCAUCGAGUCUGAUUGGCAUCCCGAACCAGGGAAGCAGCUACGAAUGGGGAGCUCAGAAUAUGAAUUCCAACGUUCAGCCUUCUCAGCCGCUGUCUAUUGAUACUGGAUUGAGCAACAAUCGCUCGAUGCCCAGCACUCCUGCAACCACACCGCCAGGAAACAACAUGCAAGGCAUGCCGCCAUACCAGAAUGGUCCCAGCUACGACAACAAAUCGUACUAUUCGUCAGCUCCACCGGCCCAGACUCAAUAUGCCACUCAGCCGCUGGCCCAGCCCAGCCUGAAUUAUGGCCAACCAUACGUGAAGAAUGACAUGGCCCCGCCGUCUGCGCGGCCUUCAAUUGUUCAGUCCGAGCCUGAAACCGAUGCUAAAGUCGACCGCUAUGGUCAACCCAAUGGCCAAGUUGCCAAUGGAACACCAAGUGAAGGAGAGCCAGUGCAGGAACAUGAGCCUGAGUAUAUUCACGACACUGGAGCCGGAUCUUAUUCCGCUCGCAACUCGUACACAUACACCACCAACCCUUCGGUGGGAUCACUAGUUGGGGACCACUCGCAGCUCUCAGAAUCUCCGCAUCAAAACGGAACGGAUCGCAUGACUCCUCGCACUGCGAGCGCUGCUUCUCAGCAGUGGCCCCAGGGCUACAACAACACUCCUCCCCGAGCUGUGGCAGCCGGCAGUCUGUCCAACAUUGUCAGCGACACGAGGAACACUCCCAACGGGGAUGCAUAUAACGCCAACGCCCCCUACCCGUCGAAUUAUUCCGGGUAUUCGUCGAUGAACGGAUCUAUGGGAUCUACAAAACGCAUGCGUGAUGACGAGGACGACCGUGUCGGUCGACCUGAUGGGCGCGAGGCUGAAUACGACAGCAAACGCCGCAAGACCAUCACGGAGCCUCCGCUGGGUGGCCCCGUGGGAGGGUCGUUUAUGCAACUUCAACAGCCGGUGACAGCCGGAGGCGUGGUGCGACGCCGAUGA
This is a messenger RNA of Talaromyces rugulosus, 1917 nucleotides long. RefSeq lists its product as uncharacterized. NCBI's taxonomy places the organism in Eukaryota, Fungi, Ascomycota, Eurotiomycetes, Eurotiales, Trichocomaceae. The coding region runs from base 1 to 1917 and encodes 638 amino acids. Gene Ontology annotation, molecular function: DNA-binding transcription factor activity; sequence-specific DNA binding. Gene Ontology annotation, cellular component: nucleus. Gene Ontology annotation, biological process: positive regulation of transcription by RNA polymerase II. The record is from RefSeq and is a predicted model, not a curated record. The transcript has 4 exons.